CAGACAGCUUGAUGCGCUGACCUAACAAAGCUACCGAGGUAAGAAUCGUUGUCGAAUACCACAAGGAAGAGGUGUAAUCUGUCACGGGCAAGUGUUAACCGGGGUGGCAAGUACAUGCUAGAUAGGCAAACGAAAGUCUUCUCGUCGCAGAAGAAACUCUUCAGCAGUUGAAACCAUUUGCUCCGGUUACGUUUUGUGUGCGCGCGUGUCGAUCGUGAAGAAAACGAUCACCAUUUGUUGUGUUCAAUCGCUUGUGAAUAGAAUCGGCAAGUUCUAUCAUGCAUAAAAUUCUACAAUAUCUUCUCAGUUUGGGCUUCCUUUCGCUCGGUAUGGCUGACUUCAUACCUUGGUUGAUUGUCCCAGAAACGGCACCGACGCGUCAUCAACUUAUCAGUGGCAUUGGUAUACCGGUCGGCACACCGGAAUCAAUCACCAGUGGAUGGGUCAUGAAGGCCCAAUACUUUCUGCCCACGAAGGUGGACGAUCUAAAGCCAGAGCUGUGGGAAAACUGGAACGAUAGUCGGAGGGCACUUUCGAGGCGAGAUCUUUCUGGGUUGGAUGCUCCUGUAAGGCUCACUGAGCUCCCGGUUUCAGGUGGACACGAGCAGUACGUGGCCAAUAGUGUGUCGAUACGUGAGGAUCCUCUGGACCCAAGUUCCCAAGAGGCUAUCUCUGAUGAAUUAUUUGAUGAUGGAGACGAUAGCUACUGGAAGGAUGCAGAGGAUGAUCAAAUUUUACAGCAACCGGAUAAUGGAUUGUGGCCGGCAGCGAAGGAAAUCGAUCCGAGUCACCUCGAUGGUUACAGUGCCGAACAGUCCCGUUGGACGACGUACAAGGCGAUGGAAACAUUAAGCCAAAACUAUGGCUUACCGGGACGGCCAUGUGUUUUGCGCAGUGUGUGUGAGUCAGCAGGGGCACCGUUUACCCACACCGGUGGUAUUUUUGCUGAGCUGCUGCACAUUGUUUUUACUCCCUCGAGCACGGCGGAACCAUUGUCGGAGCACCGGGAUAACGAAUACUUCCGGGCGGAACAACUCGGUCGCAGUGGUGCACCCUGUGAGCGUAUCUUUGCCGAGUGUGUCCACUCGCUGCUGGACAUCUUUACCGGGGUGCAUGAUCCGGAAACGAACGCGAUGCGGCUGUUGCACGAUGAGGUGCGUGCCUUUCUAAUGCGAAAGUGA
This is a messenger RNA of Anopheles funestus (African malaria mosquito), 1181 nucleotides long. RefSeq lists its product as uncharacterized. The coding region runs from base 279 to 1181 and encodes 300 amino acids. The record is from RefSeq and is a predicted model, not a curated record. The transcript is spliced from 2 exons. NCBI's taxonomy places the organism in Eukaryota, Metazoa, Arthropoda, Insecta, Diptera, Culicidae.